Molecule: messenger RNA, 1155 nt
Organism: Penicillium bovifimosum
Lineage: Eukaryota; Fungi; Ascomycota; Eurotiomycetes; Eurotiales; Aspergillaceae
Product: putative nuclear envelope protein Brr6
Exons: 4
Coding region: 1-1155 (384 amino acids)
Biological process (GO): nuclear envelope organization; lipid homeostasis
Cellular component (GO): nuclear envelope; nuclear membrane
Source: RefSeq, a predicted model, not a curated record
AUGGACAAGCGCACGGGAGAAAGUCCAAUGGACUUCGAAUGGCAAACAAGAGCCCCCGGCGAUGUUACUUCGCCCUUCUACCAGAUUGGAGCGCAACAUGACAAGAAACGAGCACAUAGUGUAUUUGAUUCUCCCCAAAAGCCAACGCUACCCUCCCUCCGUGAACCAAACUCGCAGCCCUUCCUCUUCUCACAGCCUCAACAACAACCCGCACCAUUAUCACCAAAAGCCAGAUUUGGCCAACCUGCUUUCCAAACGCCGCGCAAGUUAGAAGUGGAUUUCUCAUCGGGCGCAGAAAACAUGUCAUCCCCAGAAUACGCAGAUAACGAGGAUACACCCGAGCAGCAAUCCAAGCCAGGGAGGGGAACCUCUGGGGUAUUCAACUUUCACGGCCGGAACCCGCAGAGUCCAGGGCGAGGCGAGAUCCCGCGCUUGACUCAUCAUUCGAACGCAGCUUUGCACCGCAUACAAAAGAAACGACGCAGAGACAAGGAACUCGGUCGAAAAAUACGAGUCGACACCGACGACGACAGCGACCCAGACCGGCCAAGCAGUAGGGAGGGGAAACCGGUGAAAGCCACGAAACAAGGGAAGGGUCAACAGGGCGAGGAUGGUCCUUCGCGCAUGUCUACUUGGUCUGAGUUCUUCAGCAUGCUGGAAGCACAUCCGAAUGUCCCCGCCAUUAUCUCAUGUCGAGCGCCGGCUCUUGAGACCAUCUGCGAGAACUGGGAACGAUGCAUGAACCGCGAUCCGGCGAAGGUUGGCCGCGCCAAGGUCUCGGCGCAUACGAUGGCCAUCAUCAUCAACAGCUUCAUUGAUCCCAUCAGUUGGAAGGCAAUUCUGUUCUUCCUUGCAACUAUAUCCACCGUCACCGUUGUUAGCAACUGGUCCUUCCGCUCAUUCAGACAUCGUUACCAGCAACAACACUACGCACAACCACCUCAGACCCAGCCCAUGCACCCUCAGCUGCAACACAACCCUUCCUUCGGGUAUUACGGACAAUCAGACCCUCGGCAAACCCAGGCCGUCUAUAACGAGAAACAAGACCAGCCCCUGAUGCUCGAGAACCGGGCGAUGGACUUUGUGACCGAGCGCAGCCGUGAGCGCGAGCAACAGCUCCGGACCCCAAGCCCAACUAAGCGUAGAUUCGCAUAA